AUGACUGCAGCGACGACAAUAACGGCGGGUUUGGAGACUAUUCGGAAGAGUAAAGUGUUUCCAGUAGGAACCACUGACACAUUCAGCAAGUCGCUAUCCUGGACGUUGCUGCUUGCCAGGAUCUUCGGCCUCCUGCCAGUUUCUGCUAAGACUCAGGCAACUGUGACGUCAUUCCUUGCAAUUUUUGGAACAGCUGGUAUGACGUUGCUUGGUCUUCACUGGUGUUUCCUCAACUUUACUGUCUUCAGAGCAACCAAAGUAGUGUUCUACGGCAGUGCGACGUUGUCCUGUGUGCUCCUCCACCGUCUAGGUAAAGCGUGGCCUCGGUUGUCCAACGUGUGGAGACAUGCUGAAGUGUCUACUAAACACCUCGGCUACCGACCUCACACAACCCUUAUCUGUCGUACCUUCACUGCCUUGUACUGUCUUGUAGCUGUGGGUAAACAAUACCACAGAGAAGUGGUGUUAGAGGAUACACUCCAUCGUACUCUUAAGUGGUGUCUAGCACCAGCACUGGUGUCUAGGGCAAAGUCUAACAUCGCUUCCCCUUGCCCUUGCUCAUCUUCUAUGCUCACAGUGGAGGAAGUCACUCUGCUGACCGUGUUGCCGUACACACCUGCGCUGACUCCUCUAGUGCUGAUGCUGAAUACUCUUGCAACCUUCACAUUCAGCUUCCUAGAUCUCCUCAUCUUCAACCUUGCCUUCUGUUUAUCAUCAAUGUUUUGGGCUUUCAACCGACAGCUGGUUGAAGCCUCCAAGCAAACUAUUUCGAGGCCCAGAUGGAGUGACUGGUACAGGGACUACAAUGUGUUGAGGAGACUUGUGACCGUUGUAGACAACCACAUCUCCCCAAUAGUGUUGCUGUCUUUCAUCAUCAACGUCUACCACAUAUGUCUACAAUUGUACUUAAGUCUUACUCCGCUACCCACUCUGGCAAGCAAGGCUUACUUCUGCCUCUCCUUCGGGUUUCUGAUGUCCCGCACUAUCACUGUGUGUCUCGCCUCGGCUUCCAUCCACGAUCUCGCCAAACAACCCAAGUUUGUCAUCUUCUCAGUGCCAUCGGAAGAGUUUGAUGAGGAGGUGGAGAGAUUCCAGUUUCAAGUCUGUAAUGACUCAGUAGCAAUCAGUGCAAUGAGAUUCUUUAUUCUGACCAGGACAACAUUAGUGACUGUGAUUGGUCUUGCUGCUACAUAUGAAGUUGUCAUGUUCCAAAUACAGACGAUGGCUGAGGAAGAAACUGACAUGAAGAGGUUGUCUGCUCACAAUCUUACUACAGAUGUCUGUGAAUAAUCUUGAGGCAACAAUACUCAUCAUUAUGUGCUCAACUGU
Molecule: messenger RNA, 1329 nt
Organism: Macrosteles quadrilineatus (aster leafhopper)
Lineage: Eukaryota; Metazoa; Arthropoda; Insecta; Hemiptera; Cicadellidae
Product: gustatory receptor 5a for trehalose-like
Exons: 9
Coding region: 1-1290 (429 amino acids)
Biological process (GO): sensory perception of chemical stimulus; detection of chemical stimulus involved in sensory perception of taste
Cellular component (GO): membrane
Molecular function (GO): taste receptor activity
Source: RefSeq, a predicted model, not a curated record